AUGGCUUACGGCUGCUGCGUAACCUUGCUUUCUACAGGGCUGGGUGCCUCAUGGCUAGGCUUGUGGCGUCAAAGCACCACCCUUGCAGCCGAUGCACAAACCCCUUCCGACCUCGCAUCAAGUCCAGAAGAGCCAGUGGUCAGGAGCCGAAGAUUACCAGCGGCACCUUUGCAGCUCUAUGCGCCAGUAACGCCAGGGCUUGCUGCAGGCCCGGGGCUCAGCUCCAGGACACUUCGUUGCAGUCCCUAUCGCCUAUCCCCCUCUUCUCUCACCGGCUCGCACCUCGCGCCUCGACCCUCAGACACCGCGCGCGCACGAUCGUACUCGAAUUCAUUCCCACCUGCGACAGCUUCACCACGGCACCCCAUCCUACGCUCCGAAUUCUCGCUUUCUCUUGCUGCUGUGCGCUCACAGUAUCGACGGCGCAGUCAAGAUCUCGUUUCGACCUCUGAGUCGGGCGCUCGUUCAGAGGGCUAUUCCAACUUUGGUUCUGAAGGACACUAUCCAUUCAUCACCGACUCCCACCGAAACAGGUCUUUAAGUCAUUCGAUCAAACUCUCCCGGCAUACUUCUGCGCACGGCACAUCGCCUCCUUCGCUCGGUCACGUUGUCAUCCUUCCAGCAUCCGGUCCGAGUCUCAGUCGAUCGAGGAGAACUUCACCGUCGCUCGGUAUUAGGAUGGAAUCUCUGGGGCCUCAGUGUCUUGAGGUUAGCCUGGUACCGAUUGAGUCAAUACCCUCGAAUGGCAACGGCGGUCGGGUUCGAGAAGGUGGAGCUGGCGAAGGAGCGCCUCCUGGCGGUCAAAGUAUCGGAGGAGAAGUGCUAGGGCUGGGAUUAAGCGGACCGGCAUUGUCCAGUCUCGACCACCAUCACCACCAGGCGAUUCGGGCAGCGGUUGCGAGCCUGCAAAUACAUAGCUCGCAGCCGGAGCAGUCCAAUCCCCUCCACACACCGCUUUACACCACUGCCCCCCUCCCAGACCGUUCACACCUCCACUCCCAGCACACCUCACGGCCCCCUGCUUCUUCCCAACCAUAUCAGCCUCAAACUACUCUGCCUCCGUCUUCCACUCUUGUACCCCCUCGUGCGCCGCCAGACACCGCAGGGCGAGGACCGCUUGUCAGCCAAAUCUGGCCGGCAGGCGCCGCAGUUGAUGGCGACGCCCUUCAAAGCCCGCACACAACUGCGCCCCUCGCACCACACAGCACGCAAGGUCACGGGGCUCCUGGCUUCCCACCUCCUCCAUCGCGGACCUCUACGGCCGCUGGCGGCAUCGCAACCGUUAGUGCUGCAGGAUCGGGAGCGCUAGGAGGUGUGAUAGGUGCACUCGAUGCGACAAUCGCAGCGACGGGCCAGGCAGUUCCACCAGGUCACGGGACAACAAGCGAGAUUGCGCACAUCGGUUGUGCGCCCCACACACAUGAGCAUAACUUGGCGAACUCGGUUCCCACAGCAGUCCAGCAGCAGGAUAAUCUCCAGAGUUUCCUGUCUAGUAGUCUGCAAGGUGGGGGAGUGUUCAACGGGGGCAUCCCGGAUCAUACUGGACGACGCACACAGACGAGCGAGUCGGGAUACUCAAAGGCAACCGUAUUGAGGCCGCCCUCUGCCAUCCCCAUCCCACCAAUCCCUCCUACCAUCACUUCCAUCUCACUCAAUCUGUCCCAACCAAACGGUGCCCACCCGUCCUUCGGAGUGACCAACGACGGCACUUGCGAUCACCACCACACCCACGACCCGGUAAAUACGGCAGAGUGCAACACGCCGCUCGUCGACAGUUUCACAAGCCCAGCCAACGUUCGCAACACGGCCAACACCACGGACCAAUCGACAGACGGUGCACACAUCGCAUCUGCGGCCGCCUACCCAUAUUCCAAUUCUCAGACGCAGCCCGAGUCAAGCCGAUCUGCCGCCCAAGUCGCCUCAUCCAGAAUAGCUACGAUUGCCAACGUGAUGACCACCAUGAACCUGCCCGAUACGACAUCGAGUCCGUCCCUCAACUCGCCAGUCCUCGAGACACCGCACACCGUAUCACUUUCCGAACCCACAUCUUCGACUGACGAUGAUUGCAUUCCCAAGGCGGAGAUCGGGGCUGAGGGGUCUCACGCCAUGGGUGCUCCAGGGUCAAGCUCGACGAUGUACGGCCAGCAGGACGGCCAUCUGAUUUUCUCCUUGCCGCGACAGGGAGACCCAACCCAGGCCUCCGCACCCCCCGCACCCCCCGCACCCCCCGCACCCACUCGCCAGAUGCCAUAUUACCCGGCGCAUCAGCAACUCACCAUUAACACCGCGGCCUCAUCCAUCGUUCCGUCAGCGUCUUACAACACUCAGUCAGCGCACAUCCACACCCCUUCCUCUUCAUCCUCUCAACCCUCAUCCUUCAUCCCUCCCUCCUACCACACACCUCACUACACAACAACCCCUACCCAUCUCCCGCCACGACCUACGCCUCCAUCCGAGCCGUCGUCGACGCUGCCCAACCAGCCCUUCCCUUCAAACCCCACGACGCAGCUGUCGCACCAGCUCCAGACGCCCCAGUACCCGUUCACACCAGAGGCAUCCGAGUCCUCCCGCGCCUACUCGUACUACACGCCGUAUCAGUUUGGCUCGCAGCCCGGACAAUCCGACCAGUUCACGCCCUACUCCGAUUCAACCUACACGCCGACUCCAGCAGCACCCGGGGGAUCAGGAGGAGCACUGAUCCGCCGCACCUCUUACCCGCCCAGCUACUUCCCCAGGUGGUUCAACAGCGGCAGCACUACGCCAACCGGCCCGCAUCCCUAUCACUACCAACAGAUGGUGCAGCGUCCGGCUGAGCCGAUCCUGGCUCCGGGAGAGGACGUCGCGCAGCGUCCGCCCGCAUGCUAUGCCGCCCUCAUCGCCGAGGCUCUCCUCCUUUCCGACCCGCCGCACCAACUGCUGGUGUCCGAAAUCUCCGAGUCGAUCAAGUCUCGUUACGUCUAUUACCGCCAGUUCCCGUCCAAGAUCUACAAUGGGGUGCGGCACCAAACGUCCAUGUGCAAGGCAUUCGUGAAGCUGAACCGGCCCUGGGGCGACCAGUCGGGCGGCGCACGGAAGUGGGCGAUCCGCGAUGGGUGCCAGAACAGCUUCCAGAUGGGUUCGCCGACGUGGACGCUUCCACCGCGCUUUUUGCCAAACGCUCAAGCCCAGCAGGCAGCCAAGCUCAAGGCCAAGGCGCAGAGCCGCACCAUGGGCAAGUCGAAGGCGCUCGCCCUCGGACGCGGAGAGGAGAGCCCGGACCGCGAGCUGAGCCCGUUCGACGACACCAACGGCCCCUCGAACGGAAACGCGUGGGACCCCGACCGCGACCCGCACCCCUGGAUCAAUGAGCCAGCCUACCAGGCUCAUCUGGCCAAGAGGAAGCAGGAGCUCGCGCUCAACCCCGAAGAGCCCCGCACGCCACCCAACCCCCAGUACUACCCGCCCAACGGGUACAGCCUCUCGCCCGUCAGCCCCUACUCCUACAAUCAUGAGCAGUACAUGUCCUCCGGCGGCUGGCACCCGGCCUACUCGCCCGAGCCGUACCCCGCAGCGUACCACGACACACCUGCCCCGAGCGGCACGGCCAACCCCUCCCACCUCAGUGGCGCAAGCAACGCGAGCGGCAGCGGAGCAAGUGGCGCCAGCAGCUCGAGCCAGGCCAGGUCUUACCCCGACUCCCACUCGAGCGAGUACCACACGCCCCAGCCACAGGCGUACCCCUACUACGGCGGAUACGGCAGCCCGCGCUUUACCCUCCCAACAGUUAUCCGCCCCUUUGGGUCUUCCGGCCCCGGCUUUAGCUCGCAGGGAAGCAACUUCAGUCCACCUGGCCCCGGCUUCGGCUCCAGCAUGGGCAACAGCCUCAACUCGAGCAUGAACAGCAGCUUUGCGUCGAGCAACGGGGGCUUCGGCGGCAGCGGUGGGUUCGGAGCACAGGGCAGCGGUGGUCCUGGCGGCAACGGCAACGGUGGACCGGGUGGGCCCGGUGGCGGCGGAUUCAACUCCCAUGCGACGGGGAACAAUAGCACGAUGUACGAUGGCGCAGACGAGGACUCGCCUCUGACGGAGAUUCCGACGCCGGAGUUCAAGACGGAGCCGUAG
This is a messenger RNA of Trichosporon asahii var. asahii CBS 2479, 4101 nucleotides long. RefSeq lists its product as uncharacterized. Lineage: Eukaryota; Fungi; Basidiomycota; Tremellomycetes; Trichosporonales; Trichosporonaceae. Gene Ontology annotation, molecular function: RNA polymerase II cis-regulatory region sequence-specific DNA binding; DNA-binding transcription factor activity, RNA polymerase II-specific. The transcript is spliced from 6 exons. The record is from RefSeq and is a predicted model, not a curated record. The coding region runs from base 1 to 4101 and encodes 1366 amino acids. Gene Ontology annotation, biological process: regulation of transcription by RNA polymerase II.